UUAGCGCUUGACACAUUUACUGUGCGCUCAAUGGGAACUUUGCAAACUCUCUUUAUUGUUUUCGUUUAAACUUUCUUUUGUUUGUUUUAUUUUCCGAGUGAAAUGUAACAGUGAGUGAUGGUAACAUAAUGAGGCACGAUCUAGAAAAAGUGAAAGUGUCAUAAACAAUACAACUAGUGGUCGGACGAUGUUAAACGGGACGGCAGAGCGGGGACUGUCUUUACAGUCCUCGCCCGUGAAAGUGUCAACGUCGCCCGUGCGGGCGUCGCCGAGCCCGGUGCGGGCGCCGCCGUCGCCGCUGAAGUCGUCGCUGUCGCCGGCGGUAGGAGGGCGGCAGCGCUCGCCGCGGCGCUGCCAGUUCGCGGCGCCGGCGCAGGAGGAGGCGCGUGACAAGUGCGGCGCGGGCUGGCUGUGCCGGCGCGGCGCGGGGCAGCUGGAGGAGGCGGAGGCGGGCGCGGGCGCGGGAGCGGGGCCCAGCGCGCCCGCGCCGCAGGGCUGCGAGGACUCCGCGCCGCCGCCCAAGAACUGCUUCAGGCUUGUUAUGCUCGGAUCAGCCCGCGUAGGCAAAACGUCGCUGGUGGCGCGCUUCCUCGGCACCAAGUUCGAGGACUCGUACACGCCCACCAUCGAGGACUUCCACCGCAAGCUGUACCGCAUCCGCGGCGAGGUCUACCAGCUGGACCUGCUCGACACCUCGGGCAACCAUCCCUUCCCCGCCAUGAGGAGGCUCUCCUUCCUGACAGGUGACCUGUUCGUGCUGGUGUUCGCCAUGGACAGCCGGGAGUCGUUCGAGGAGGUGAUCCGCCUGCGGGAGCAGAUCCUCGACACCAAGGCCAGCGCCGUCAGCGGCGGCAGCCGCGGCAGGCGGCAGGUGCCCAGGGUGCCCAUGGCCAUCGCGGGCAACAAGUGCGACCGAGAGCUCAAGACUGUACAACCAGAGGAGGCAGCCGCGUACUGCGCCACCCAGGACGGCUCCUGCGUGUUCGUGGAGACCUCCGCCAAGAAGAACUUCCACGUGGACGACCUCUUCUACGAGCUGUUCGUCGUCGCCAACUUGCCCCUGGAGAUGGCCCCCAACCACCACAAACGGGUCAACACCACCUUCGGCAGCCCCUGCACUCUCCCGCCAACCAGCAGCCAGAGUAGUAGGAGUAAGAAAUGCACGCUCUCCAUCAAGAGGAGGCUGUCGGACGCGUGCGGCGUGGUGGCCCCCAACGUGCGGAGGCCGAGCAUCAGGACGGACCUGAUGAUCAUGAGAACCAAGACUUGUGCCAAAGGAGACAGCGACAGCGCGGGCGGGAGCCCCAAGCUCACGCUCAACCGGCUGGUGCGCUCGGCCGGACAGAGCGACAAGCGCUCGUGCGUCCUUCAGUGAUAUUUGUAAUGUGUCUGUUGUUGUAGCUACAUAUUUCAAUCAACAUUUUUAAGACAACAAAUAGUGAAUUCAACUCAUCAUAUCAAUUUUCAGCAAGAAAUAAAUCAAAAUCAGAUACACAUAUCGCUUUAACUGGAUUCAAACAUCAAUGUAAAAAUUAAAGACUGUCUCACUGAAGUUGCUCUAAAAAAAAGUGAUUACUAACAUCUAUCUUUUUGGCACAUUAUUUUAAGUAAAGGUGAUUUGAUCGGGGAGAAAUCAAAAACCUACACGUAAUCGAUCAAAUUCUUUUUAAUUAGAAUAAAAAUGGUUCCAACAAAUCGCGCCACACGAGGUUUCGUGCGAACCGGAAUAGCCUGUACAAACCCCAUUAGCUGAAUAACCCCUUUAUAUUGAUGAGAGGCAAAUUGGCUCCGUGUCGCGGUACAGGGCAUUUUCAAUGCAUUGCCUUCGAGUUAACCCUUUCAAUAUCGCUUUACGCUGCGAGCAACGUCAGCAAAUACUGUCGAUCGUAAAUUUGAAGACGCUGUGCGCGGAGAAGGCUCAUUUUAGACGGUACGAGUUUUCGGAUGCGAUGGUGAUACACUGUACAUAUGUUAAAUUGACCUGCACCUCUCUACAUAAAAUUGCAAAAGGGACUUAAUCGCGUAUAACUACAUUUUUAAACUAACCUCCUACGUUCCGACGUUUCAAGGACGGCGUUGUCCCAUGGUAUCGGAGCUGACCCGUUUAUGUUUAAGACCCGUUUGCAAUAUUAAGUGCACGCCAUCUGUUGCUUGUCAUCGUAAACCAUGGCGUACGUAAAGGCGAUUAGAGUUUUAUGUCACCCAAAGCUUCAGUAAGAUUCGGAAGUCAAUGAACUGGAUUUAUGCAUUCCGUUUCAGUCUCCCGGUAAGUAAUUCUGUAAACGAUGACAUAUUACCCGAGUUGAUACUAAGUAUUGUUACGUAUAAUAAAAGUUAAGGUAAGGACAGGAGUGAAUGCCUUGUUGCUUUAAUGCUGUUGGAUAAUAAAAGUAAGGUAUGCGCCGGUGUGUUUAUUACUGAUCGUUGUCGAGCUUCAAAUGUGCUAUAAGUGAUGAGGUCCAGAAUUGUGAAGAGUAAACUGCUGGCUAUCUCAGAACAAAAUAUGAAGGAAGCGGUAUGGAAUCUAAAUAAAAGUAUUUAUUCCCAAAUAUGGGAAAAGUAUUAUCUCAUGAUAUUUGAAUGAAACCUGCCGGCAAAGAAUUCUCCAACAAUAUUGCUGGCCUAGGGCGAUAACCCUUACUCAUUGUGUCAAUUUACUCUUAGCAAUUUUGGAUAUGAGAUUAGAAUAGAAUUUUAAACAAAUUUUGGGACAAAUGAAGGUCGUCCGAGCAGAAGAGAAUCUUCAAAGUGUCAGUCGACGCUGUUUUUGCAAAGUGGACAUGAUUAUAAAGUGCUUGUUAACCUACGUCAUAAAAUAUGGUAUGUUUAAAUUAGGAAGUCUCUUCUGCCCUUGACAACCCUAGUUAUAGUAAAUAUUAAAAAAUCUAAAUACAAUAUUUAACGUUUAUCCUACUUCUAAUACAGAGUUAUUUUUCUCUUCAGACUGUUCCAUCCCAUAUCAUUAACGUUAACAAAGUAAUUAUUAUCGUUAUUAUUUUUCUGUCAAAAUUUAAACUUAUUGUUGAAAUGGGACCAAAUAACAAUUGCGCUCAUUUCCUUGAGACCUCUUAGAGAACCAAUCUCUUUGAUAUAGAAUAAACGUAAUCUUCCUACAUUUUUUGCUUAUUUUUUCCUUCAAUUUGGAGAUUGAAUCUCUUUGUCUAUGAAUGUUUUGUAAAGCCAGGGAUACACUAGGGGACUUUUGACAAAUUGGAUUGGUAACAUGGGUGUUUUUAUGAGACUACUACGCAGUACCUAACGCUCUUCCGGCCGUAAUAUUAGAAAAAAAUAAUCCCAAAAUGUCCAUACAUUUUUCAAAUUUUUCAAAAUAACAGGCUUUUUAUGGAAAGUUUAUUUUCUGGUACAAAUGAAAAUAAGGUACAGCGGGACAAAUCUCGACUGUGGGACCAAUUGUAACUGGUCCACUUUUUCCAUGUUUUACAAUGUUUGCAUUAAGAGUUUUGAAUGAUUCACGGUUAUUUUCAUUAGACUUAUAUUGACCGGGAUAUAGACCGUGAUUACCUUUUUGAUUUUCGUGGAGCUUUUUGUCAAAAUGAAAAUGAAAAAAAUAAAAAUCUUUAUUGAUAACAAUUGUUAUUGAUAACUUUAUUGAUAACAAUUGUUAUUGUCAGUGGUAACGCUGAAAGUGAACGCAGCCGACGCGCGCGAAGGAGGGUAGAUCGCGCGCUGUCUAUACAACUUUAACAUCCACCCGCCUUCGUCAGUUUUCCGUGA
Leguminivora glycinivorella is the source of this 3735-nucleotide messenger RNA. RefSeq names its product GTP-binding protein Rhes. The transcript is spliced from 5 exons. The coding region runs from base 188 to 1375 and encodes 395 amino acids. Gene Ontology annotation, molecular function: GTP binding; GTPase activity. Lineage: Eukaryota; Metazoa; Arthropoda; Insecta; Lepidoptera; Tortricidae. The record is from RefSeq and is a predicted model, not a curated record.